Molecule: messenger RNA, 1281 nt
Organism: Ambispora leptoticha
Lineage: Eukaryota; Fungi; Glomeromycota; Glomeromycetes; Archaeosporales; Ambisporaceae
Source: the annotation of a GenBank genome assembly
AUGUCUGAACAAUUACUUCUUUGCUCUCUUAGCCAACUCAUUAUCGAUGAGAUAAAAUUUUCAGAUGGAACAAUACAAAGAGACAUUCUUGGAGGAGGUGGAGCACACGCAAUAUAUGGAAUGCGCAUAUGGUUCCCAUCACCAGAAUCACAGUGCAUCGCGUAUCUAGUGCAUGCAGGCUACGACUUCCCACCAUUGGUAAUACAAAAAUUACUAUCCCUCAACAUCUCCUUAACAAUAACAUUUCACUCGACGCUUCCCUCCAUCAGGGGUCUAAACACAUUUACAACACCCAACCACCGCGUCUUCACGUAUCAAACACGGCCAAUCGGUACUGUGCCGGCAGACCUCCCCACUAACUACCUAAACGUACGCAUUUUCCAUUUUAUAUGCACGCCAGUACGCGCGAUGCAACACGUGAAUGCGAUACUGCAGUUACGCGACAAGAUGUUGCCAAGACCAGUGUUUGUGUGGGAACCGGUGCCCGAUGUUACAAAUAAGAAGUGUUUUGAGCAAUGUGUGGAGGCGAUGAAGAUGGUUGAUGUGGUGUCGCCAAAUCACGAAGAGGCGGCUGCGUUUCUGGGAUUGAUUUCUGCGGAGGAGGGGGAUGAUGAUGGUGACAAUGAUAUGAAUAAGUUCUUGGAUGAGGAAAUUCUUGUGAAUAUGGCAGAUCAGUUUCUCCGAUAUCAAAUUGGCGUUAAUGGGAUGGGAUGUGUUAUAAUAAGGGCAUCGUAUAAAGGUGCAUUAGUUGCAACUAAAGAAAAGAAGGAACUAAUACCACCUUAUUGGACUUGUACAAAUACUACCACCGAUAAUAAUAUAAUCUCGGAAGAAAAAUCACGAAUAAAGAGUAAUCCACGAGUAGUGGACGUUACCGGUGCUGGAAACUCAUUUUGUGGUGGUUUCGCAGCUGGCCUACUAAAAUCAAACUAUGACGUGUUUGAGGCUGCCUUAUAUGGCACAGUAAGUGCAUCAUAUACUGUGGAACAACUUGGACUUCCGCGGUUGACAAUCGAUGAGCGGACCUCGAAUGAAUGUUGGAACGGAGAUAGUUAUCUUCAUCAUCAACAGCAACAUUAUCAAAAUGAUAUUAUUAGUGAGGAUGUCUACGAUGGAGACGAAAAUCCUAAUGUAAGAUUAAGUAAGUUGCGACAGCGAGUAAAAGAUAAACUAAAAGAACGUUUGAAGGAGAAGUUGAGGGAGCGAAUAAAGGGGAAGUUGAGGAGAAAGGAAAAUGGGAUGGAGUUUUAUGAUGAAAAUUCCGAUGAAGUUUUUGAAUAA